GGGCUAUAUAUGUUGAGAAACCUAUUAUAGAUCCUUUGACAGACUUCAUACCUCUCAUUCCUACAAACGAUCGAGCUCACACAGAGCGAGUGGCACGGCUUUUCAAAGCCUUGCACUUGGGAGUUAAUAAGUUAACAGAGUAUUAUGGAUCGUUAGAUGCGCCUACAGAUCCACGAAAUUCACAACGAUUUUUUCCCUAUCCGAAUCAAUACGAACAACAAAAUACAAUCGUGGAAUUUAAAUAUGAGAGAAAACUUGUGGAUCAAACCAACAAGCUUCUUUGGAAAGCUAUAACAAAAGACAUUUUACAUGGUGUUAUGGAUUACGUUGAGGCCGAGCAACUUUAUGAGUGCAACUCACUUAGUCAUGAUGAAUAUAAAGUGGUUUUCAAGGACAUCAAAGAAGCUAUCGACAAACUGCAUAAGGAAAAUAUUGUCUUUGCUGACCUCUGUGAUUCUAACAUUUUGGUUAACAAAUCUCAAGGCCAAUAUCGAGGAAUAUUAAUAGAUUUUGAUUGGGCCG
Messenger RNA from Racocetra persica, 522 nucleotides. The record is from the annotation of a GenBank genome assembly. Lineage: Eukaryota; Fungi; Glomeromycota; Glomeromycetes; Diversisporales; Gigasporaceae.